GCCGUCGCCCAGAUUCCCUUGCACUGCCGCUCGCAGCUGCUCCAGGAGCACCGUUGCUCCGGGGCUGUUCCCGCGAAACGCCCGGGGGGACCGGCGCGCCCGGCUCUUCCUUCCUCCCGGGCGCAUUUCCGGGCGGGCAGGAGGGGCUCCAUCCGGACGGGGGCGCGGGUGCUGCGCCGGGUCCGCCGCAGAGGAGGAGGGCAGAUGAAUGAUAGGAGAGGAAAAUGAUAUGGUUCCCUGCAUCAAAUAAGCAGAAACCAGUGAGCAUGAAGUGAGAAAAGAGGGAAUUCUAAAUUAAAGGAUAUCAAAAGAGCACAAGACGACCGAAUACAGAACAAUUGGGAAAGCUCUGAUAUUUCUCAAGGUCCUGCAAACAAUCGCCCUUCAUUCCUUUCAGUCCCAGAAAGAGGAAGGGGAAAGAAUCUUGUUUUUGACAGAUUACCGAAAGAUGGGUGAAUGUAUGGAUCCUAAUUGUAGCAAGGAAUGAGGCCAAAUGAACGUGCAGAACGCUGAAAGAGCAUCGAACUAGGGACAAGAGUUCAUCAACUCCCAGCGUGCCGAAGCCCUUUGAACCCGUGCAGUGUGGAAAGGGGCUCAGAGAUAGCCGAGGUUUAGUGAGCAGCACUGAUCCAGCACUUUGAGGAAGCCACAUCAAUCAUGGAAGGAAGGCUGAUCUUAAGGGCUGUCGGAAGACUUAGAAAAAGCAGCCGGGUGCAGAGUGGAGAGCAGCCGUCGAAAUGCACAGAAUGUGGGACGAGCUUCAGUGGCGCUGGAAAUCAUUCUGGGCAGCAAACAAAGGAUGUAGGGGAGGGGCCAAACAAGUGUAUGGGAUGCAGGAAGGGCCUCCAUGAAAGUGGAGGUCUUAGUAAACAUCAAGGAUUCCACAGUGGAGAUGCACCAUAUUCAUGUACGGAAGGUGGCAAGAGCUUCAGUGUCAGAGGAUCUCUUACAAUCCAUCAAAGAACACACUCUGGGGAGAAGCUGUACACAUGCAUGGAAUGUGGCAAGAGCUUCAGUGGAAGUGGACAUUUAACCAUCCAUCAGAGAAUGCACUCUGGGGAGAAACCAUACACUUGCAUUGAAUGUGGCAAGAGCUUCAGGUGCAGUAGCUAUCUUACCACACAUCAAAAAACGCACUCCGGGGAGAAGCCAUACACAUGCAUGGAAUGUGGCAAGAGCUUCAGCUGCAGUCGUACUCUUACCAUCCAUCACAGGACACACUCUGGGGAGAAGCCAUACACGUGCAUGGAAUGUGGCAAGAGCUUCAGUGUCAAAGGAUCUCUUACCAUGCAUGAAAGAACGCACUCUGGGGAGAAGCCAUACACAUGCAUGGAAUGUGGCAAGAGCUUCAGUGACAGAGGAAAUCUUACACGUCAUCAAAAAACGCACACUGGGGAGAAGCCAUACACAUGCAUGGAAUGUGGCAAGAGCUUCAGAUGCAGUCGUACCCUUACCAUCCAUCACAGAACGCACUCUGGGGAGAAGCCAUACACAUGCAUGGAGUGUGGCAAGAGCUGCAGUGACAGAAGAAAUCUUACAAUCCAUCAAAGAAUGCACACUGGGGAGAAGCCAUACACGUGCAUGGAAUGUGGAAUGAGCUUCAGUCAAAAUGGAAAUCUUAUCAGCCAUCAAAAAACACACACUGGGGAGAAGCCAUACACAUGCAUGGAAUGUGGCAAGAGCUUCAGCCAGAGUAGCCACCUUACCAGUCAUCACAGAACGCACUCCGGGGAGAAGCCAUACACAUGCAUGGAAUGUGGCAAGAGCUUCAGCCAGAGUAGCAAUCUUACCGUCCAUCACAGAACGCACUCCGGGGAGAAGCCAUACACAUGUAUGGAAUGUGGCAAGAGCUUCAGGUGCAGUAGCUAUCUUAUCGAACAUCAAAAAACGCACACUGGGGAAAACCCAUGCACAUGCAUAGAAUGUGGCAAGAGCUUCAGUCAACGGGGGAAGCUUACCAUGCAUCAAAGAAUGCACACUGGGGAGAAGCCAUACACAUGCAUGGAGUGUGGCAAGAGCUUCAGUGACAGAGGAAAUCUUACAAUCCAUCAAAGAAUGCACACUGGGGAGAAGCCAUACACCUGCAUGGAAUGUGGAAUGAGCUUCAGUCAACGGGGACAGCUUACCAUGCAUCAAAGAAUGCACACUGGGGAGAAGCCAUACACAUGCAUUGAAUGUGGCAAGAGCUUCAGUGUCAAAGGAUCUCUUACACUCCAUCAAAGAAUGCACACUGGGGAGAAGCCAUACACAUGCAUGGAAUGUGGAAAAAGCUUCAGUGAUAGAGGAAAUCUUACACGCCAUCAAAAAAUGCACACUGGGGAGAAGCCAUACACAUGCAUGGAAUGUGGCAAGAGCUUCAGUCAAAAUGGAAAUCUUAUCAGCCAUCAAAAAACACACACUGGGGAGAAGCCAUACACAUGCAUGGAAUGUGGCAAGAGCUUCAGCCAGAGUAGCCAUCUUACCAGUCAUCACAGAACGCACUCCGGGGAGAAGCCAUACACAUGCAUGGAAUGUGGCAAGAGCUUCAGGUGCAGUAGCUAUCUUACCGAACAUCAAAAAAU
This is a messenger RNA of Varanus komodoensis (Komodo dragon), 2561 nucleotides long. RefSeq names its product gastrula zinc finger protein XlCGF57.1-like. The annotation marks the transcript as partial. The record is from RefSeq and is a predicted model, not a curated record. Lineage: Eukaryota; Metazoa; Chordata; Lepidosauria; Squamata; Varanidae. The transcript has 2 exons. Gene Ontology annotation, cellular component: nucleus.